This is a messenger RNA of Fusarium pseudograminearum CS3096, 1176 nucleotides long. RefSeq lists its product as uncharacterized. NCBI's taxonomy places the organism in Eukaryota, Fungi, Ascomycota, Sordariomycetes, Hypocreales, Nectriaceae. The record is from RefSeq and is a predicted model, not a curated record. Bases 1 to 1176 code for a protein of 391 amino acids. The transcript has 2 exons.
AUGCCUUACAAUACGCGCCGCAAGUCGCUAUCUUUACCCAGUCUCGGCAUACACGUCCCAAUGACACAAGCUGCUCGCGCUGCUGCCGCUGCCUCCAAGAACGCUUCAAGAUCUUCUUUGUCGUCAUUAUCCAGUGCUGCCUCAUCCGCCUUGUCACCACCAUCAUCAGGUUCUGAGGCCCCCGAGGCGCAUCCCAGCAAACGACAGAAGCGAUCCCAUACCAACGAUAAUGCUCUUGAGCAGACACCACCUCCUUCACCAACACUAGAAGAUACAGUGAAGUCCAAGAUUGAUUUUGAAGCGAUUCGCGACGAUAUCGUUGAAGCUGUCAUUAUUCAAUUGCAAUCUACUGGAAACCGGCCUCACUUGGUCAAGGAGUUGGCUACCGUUUUGGCCCAACGUCUUACCUCUGUGCAACACUCUGCCAACCCUUGCGCCAUCAUCUCUUCCCGGCUGGCUUCAUAUGCUAAGCGAUCAUGCUGGACUGCCCAAAAACCCUGCCCUCUCGCCAAAGAACUCGAGAACAUUCACCCUCGGAGGACUUACUACUUUCUCACUACCUGCCCUCGUCAACCCAUCCCUGAACCCAGCUCCGCUGUGCCUUCUCUAUCCGCUCUCGACACGCCUUCCGUGUCGUUGACGGACGACUCUGGCUCCGACGAUGUUGAAGCUCGCAGACGCGAACUCAGCCCCUCGCCUGAGGUUGACCUCUCGGAUCAUGGAUUCGAGGAGGGCGACGAUGAAGUCAUGAUGCCUGCUACUCCCAUUGGCUCUCUUCCUUCUCAUCAUCGUUUUGUGCCAAACCGUCGCAACAGCCGUCAUAACUCACCGCCUCUGGAAAAAGACGAGCGGGAGUUUACUCAAACGGCUGAUUUCUUGCAGAAACGCAAGUUUGCCGAAGACACCCCUGCUGCUGAGACCGCCGAUCGCACCACCCACACCUCCGAGUAUGGAUACCGCGACGACUUUUGGUUCGGUGACCACCGCAUCUUCACUUCAAGUGCCUUGCUUACCAGCCCCGCGGUAAAGUCUAGCUCCAUGUCAAACAUGACAUCAGGUCCCCGGAAAGAAGAUGACGGCGAGACCUGGUUGAAGUUUAACAAGCUUAUGGAAUGGGACCAGGGCGCCGAGAGUAUUGAAAUUGACGAGCUCGAUGGCUUGCUUGACGACUGCUGA